AGCCCGCCCAGGCAGAUUGCUUUUCUCAGGCGACACGGAGGGUAGCUGCGCUUGGUCGCUGUGCUUCUUUCUUGCCUCCGCUACCCCGCGACCGAGAGCAUCUCAGCGAAAAACAAGCUCUGAGGGCCAGCCAGGCGCUCGCUCCCAGCACUUUUAGAGUGAAAGCCGGUGCGCUUUUCCAGUAUGUCUGUGGAACUGGAAGAAGCUGACCUGCCGCUGACCGAGGCGGAAGAGGCGCCUCUGGCUCCAGAAAAGAAAGGGGCGGCCAAGAAAGCCAAAGGUGGCGUGUCGGCGCUCUCCCCUUCCAAGAAGAAGAAAAACAACAAGAAAAAGAACCAGCCUGGCAAGUACAGCCAGCUGGUGGUGGAAUCCAUCCGCAAACUGGGCGAGCGAAAUGGCUCCUCGCUGGCCAAAAUCUACAACGAAGCCAAGAAAGUGGCUUGGUUCGACCAGCAAAACGGGCGGACCUAUCUCAAAUACUCCAUCAAGGCGCUGGUGCAAAACGACACUUUGCUCCAAGUGAAAGGCACCGGCGCCAACGGCUCCUUCAAGCUCAACAGGAAAAAGCUCGAGGGGGGAAGCGAGGGGGGCGCCGGCGGCGGCGGCGGCUCCCACGCAAAAUCCCACAAGAAGGCGGUCGCGGCGUCCACCUCGCGGAAGGUCGAGAAGAAACCCGUCGCCAAGAGCAAAAAGCUGGAGAAGAAAUCGCACAAGAAAGGCGCCGGCGGCGGGACCGCCAAGAAAGACAAGGUGAAAGCGAAGAAAGCCCCCAAGAAAAGCGCCGCUUCCCCCAGCGCCAAGAAGGUGAAAAAAUCGGCGAAGCCCAAGGCUCUCAAGAGCAGGAAAUGAGACUGCCCCCAAACUUGGAGGGAAGAUGGCAGCUUCCGUUGUCCUUCGACCCAAGACUUUUGGGCCCCAGGACGCUGACUUUAGCUCGAAGCACAGAGCCAGCUUUGAUUUUUGUCUCUUUGGCCUCAUUUCUGCAUCAUUUCCUCCCCCGGAAGGCGGGUGUGUGUAAAAUAGCACUUCUUUCCUCCACAGACCCCAUCAGGAUGAUUGGGGCAUUUUGGAUCGUGGGAAGGUUGUACGUUCACCCCACACCCUUUCCUUUUUAUUGGAAUAUUGUGCCAUUGAGGCUUGCUUUUCUGCUUUUGUGUUCUGCAAAAGUAGCGUGAUAUCGUUGUAAAUACUCCCCCACCCAUAAAUCUGGGUGGGGUUCGGCCCCCCUUGUCAUCCGCCCCCAGGCACUUCGGGGGAAGGGGGCGUCCUCGGUGGAUCCCUAAACUCUGAACUGCCAGCCGCCUCUCUAAUGGCCGGGAUGCCAUGGCAACAGCCUGUUGGUUUCAUAGGCGUCCGCGCCGCUCCUGGGCCUGAAGUGCUGCCGGCGCUGCAUGCGGGGUAGGGGGCGGCGGUCGCGUGGGACCAAGUGACCAGCGGAGUGGGCUGAUUUUACCUCGAAGACUUGCGCAAUCACUGCAGGUUUGAAAUACGUAUCUAGCUGAAUCUGGGGGUGGGGAGGGGGGCAGUGCAGUUCUCCUUCGCCUACAAGAUUUCGUAUCGUCCUUUUCAGGUCUCGUCUUCAAAUGCCUUUUUUUAUUUCCUUGUGUUUUUGUUCAAUAAAUCGUUUAAAACAUUU
Python bivittatus (Burmese python) is the source of this 1636-nucleotide messenger RNA. It is a transcript of the gene H1-10, whose product is annotated as H1.10 linker histone. Gene Ontology annotation, cellular component: nucleosome. Gene Ontology annotation, biological process: nucleosome assembly. The record is from RefSeq and is a predicted model, not a curated record. Gene Ontology annotation, molecular function: DNA binding; structural constituent of chromatin. Lineage: Eukaryota; Metazoa; Chordata; Lepidosauria; Squamata; Pythonidae.